CUCCGUCCUGUGCCGUCCGAGGGGAUUUUGGAGCCUUAGCGAAGCCAGUACGGCCCCUCCUCCUUAAAGGCCGCGUGAAAUGGGUUUCCCGGGCAGGCUGGCGGUGCUGCCAAAACUCGUGGCGGCGGGCCGGGCCGGCGGUGCCUGGCGGAGGCGGGACCGGCCCUGCGCGGGGGUCCCGCUCCCCGGCCGCGCCGCCGCUGCCCUCCGCCCGCCACCCGGCGGCCGCGCCGCCUCCUCGAGGGCCCUGGGCGAUUACGAGGAAGUUUUCCGGUCUUCCCUGGCGGAGCCCGAGAAAGUCUGGGGAGCAGCCGCUGAACAGAUCCAGUGGUACAAGCCCUGGGUCCGGACUCUAGAGAGAGGCAGCGCGGGGAGCGCCUCCUGGUUUGUAGGUGGAGAGCUGAAUAUCUGUUACAAUGCUGUAGAUCGUCAUGUUGAGAAUGGACGAGGAGACCAAGUUGCCAUUAUUUAUGACAGUCCUGUAACAAAUACCAAAGAGAAAAUAACAUAUAAGGAACUUUUUGAGCAGGUCUCCAAGUUAGCUGAUGUCAUGAUCAGACAUGGUGUGAAGAAAGGAGAUCGUGUGGUCAUCUACAUGCCCAUGAUUCCACAGACAGUGUACUGCAUGCUGGCUUGUGCAAGAAUAGGAGCCAUCCAUAGCCUGAUUUUUGGUGGAUUUGCAUCUAAAGAGCUUUCUGUUCGCAUUGAUCAUGCAAAGCCCAAAUUUAUUGUAACAGCUAGUUUUGGAGUAGAACCGAAAAGAAAAGUGGAAUACAUAUCCCUCCUAGAAGGAGCACUGGCAAGGACACAGAGCAAACCUGAUAAAGUUCUCAUUUACAAGCGACCUAAUUUGGGCCACGUUCCUCUUACUCAAGGUCGUGAUCUUGACUGGGAAGAAGAGCUUGCAAAAGCACAGUGUUCUAAAUGUGUCUCAGUUCCCUCAGACCAUCCACUUUAUAUUCUGUAUACAUCUGGAACAACAGGCUUGCCCAAGGGUGUUGUCAGACCAACAGGUGGCUAUGCAGUUAUGCUAAACUGGACAAUGUCAGCUGUAUACGGACUCACACCUGGUGAGGUGUGGUGGGCAGCUUCUGAUUUAGGCUGGGUUGUUGGUCAUUCCUAUAUUUGCUAUGGACCUCUCCUUCAUGGGAAUACUACAGUUUUGUAUGAGGGGAAGCCUGUGGGAACGCCAGAUGCUGGUGCCUAUUUCCGUGUGCUAGCAGAGCAUGAAGUAGCUGCCUUCUUUACUUCACCAACUGCAAUUAGAGCAAUCCGUCAGCAGGACCCUGAGGCAACCUUGGGAAAGCAGUACUCUCUGAAAAGGUUCAGAACGUUAUUUGUAGCUGGCGAGCACUGUGAUGUGGACACGCUAAAAUGGUCAAAAGAAGUUUUCAAGGUACCUGUCUUGGACCACUGGUGGCAAACUGAAUCUGGUUCUGCAAUUACUGCUUCCUGUAUUGGUUUGGGAAACUCUACAACACCUCCACCCGGACAGGCAGGAAAACCUGUGCCAGGAUAUAAUGUGAUGAUUCUGGAUGAAAAUAAAGAACCAGUGAAGGCCAAGACUUUGGGAAAUAUUGUGGUAAAGCAGUUGAAGAAAUCUGUGUUUAAUCCUAUCAGAGAUUCGAAGGAAGAAACAACUACUUCUUUGUUAGCUGAGGCUUCUGCAGCUUCUCUUCUUCUGACAGAUAUGUUGCCUUUGCCUCCUGGAGCAUUCUCAGGUCUUUGGGAAAAUAAAGAAACGUUCCAGAAGUUAUAUUUCCAAAAAUUUCCAGGCUAUUAUGAUACUAUGGAUGCUGGCUAUAUGGAUGAAGAUGGCUAUUUAUAUGUCCUGUCUCGAGCUGAUGAUGUGAUCAAUGUUGCCGGACACAGAAUUUCAGCAGGUGCGAUUGAAGAGUGUAUUCUCUUCCAUCCCGCUGUGGCGGACUGUGCUGUUGUGGGCCAGGAGGAUCCUUUAAAAGGACAUGUUCCAUUUGCGCUGUGUGUACUGAGACAAGGUAUAAAGACAGAAAAGAAUAAGAUUUUGAACGAGAUUGUUGAGCGAGUUCGAACUAACAUUGGCCCUGUAGCAGCUUUCCAGAAGGGGAUGUUUGUGAAACAGCUACCAAAAACACGCUCUGGCAAGAUACCACGUUCAGCUCUUUCUGCACUUGUCAGUGGAAAGCCAUACAAGAUAACACCAACCAUUGAAGAUGCUAGCGUGUUUAAACACAUCGAAGAACUGCUAAAGAAAAAUUAAAUGGAAUAAUACAUCAAUAACAAACAUUUUAAUUACAGAAGUACAAAGAGACUUUCUGUCUGUUAAGAUUACCACAUUUUAAAAACUAGUCAUGAUUUGGAACAAAAUGUUUUUACUGCAGAAACAUUACUGUGUUCUUUACCAUCUUGUCACAGCCAAUGACACAUAGUAAAGUCUCUGCAUGUUGUGAAUAUAUGCUGGUUAUUAAGAUGGCUAAGAAUUGCACAUAGAAUUCAUAUAUUUCUAUAGUCUUAAAGGGGAGGAGUCAUGGGAUUAUCUGUAUGAUGUCAUGUAACCUUUCAUUUCAAUCUGUUUUUGUAUAAUGUGACCAGUAACUUGAGUUUGAAUACAACAGUUUACAAAAAGUAAGUCAUGAGGACAGCAAUAAACAGGAAUUUAACUGUGAAAAUUGUUGAAGGCAUAAAUUGUUCUCACUUGUAAAUUAGAAGCCUUUACAUCUUUUAAAUUUUUCUAAAAUUAAAAUUUUUAAAAUUAAUUUUCUUGAUUCCACUGAUUUCUUUUUUUCCUAAGACUUUCUGCUAUAUAUUAGAUUCCUAUAAUUUUUUUACUCAAUAACUUUCUGAAAUGUCUUUUUUGUAGAAUGAUAAAUAAUUUCUGGCUUUCAAAUAUGUGAAAAUCCUCAUUUGUCUGCUCAGUAAUACACAUGAUUUUAAAUAAAGGCAGGCAUUUA
Messenger RNA from Pipra filicauda (Wire-tailed manakin), 2930 nucleotides. It is a transcript of the gene ACSS3, whose product is annotated as acyl-CoA synthetase short chain family member 3. NCBI's taxonomy places the organism in Eukaryota, Metazoa, Chordata, Aves, Passeriformes, Pipridae. The transcript is spliced from 17 exons. The record is from RefSeq and is a predicted model, not a curated record. The coding region runs from base 80 to 2239 and encodes 719 amino acids.